AAAAAUUUCGGAAGAACAUAAAAUUACCAAAUACCAGAAGAUAAUUCAUCAGGAUUUUGUCGGAUUUUCCGUUCGAUUUACGUUCGAACAGAGGGAAGAAUUUUCCACUUUCCUCCAAAACAAAUUUCUUGGUCGGGUCACGCAUUCUUCCACCGCAUAUAUGAAUGUGUGUGUAUAUGUAUAUAUACACAUAAUGCAAUUGCGCAUUCAAGAAUUUAUCCAUGGGUGUAUAUUCGACAUUCCCAUUUCUAGGUUUUCGUCCGCCUCUGUGGCGCGUGCAGUUCUCCCCUCCCAAUUCUCAUGCGUAAUUUUGAGGUGGGCAGACAAGGUGUUUGAUUAAAUGUCCAUGUGAGAGCUGUUCUUCAGAAAGAAAAAAAUAAAUAAAUGUUUGAUCUUUGGACAUGUUUUAAGGAGGAAAUAAAAAGGGGCUUUUGGUUUUUGUGUCUGUUUCAUUCUUCGUCUGGUGCUAUGAGAAGCAUUUUGCUAUACCUUUGGGGAAGAUGAGGAUUCAAGAAAAGAUAAUCAUCAGCAGGAAUUGUUGUUUUAUGGUUAUUGUUCUUCUGCUCUCGAUUAUGGUGGUUAUGGGUGUCGAAACCGAGCUGAACGAGGAAGAACAAGAACCCUUGUCGGCUUGUCUUUUCGACUCGGGGGAGAUAAAUCAUGAGAUGGCCGAAUUAUUGCGGGCAAACUGCACACGUGCGUUAUUACAUGCCAACAAAACCUUAAAAGAUCUCGAUUCACGUUUCUCAGAGGACAGGUCGUCGAGUGACAGCGAAGAGGAAUUCUCGAAAUGUAGGUCGUCUAGAAAAGAACUGCACGACAAUCCCAAUGCAUUGUGCCCCCAUGUCAAACAAGUCCUUCUAGAUUGUUCACGUCAAAAGAAUAUCCUUCUCCCUAUUAAUCGGGAGAAUGAAUAUUCUUCUUCUAGAAGGCGCAAAUUAUCCCAAAAAACAACUGUAGAAGAUUCCUCUCCAUUGCAAGCCAUUAUUAUUGCAGUGGCUGUAACUGCUUGUGUCACAUUUGCUAUUGCUUUGCUUCUCUUUUGUUGGUGUUUUGGAGUUAAUCCCGGAAGGGGUAAAAAUGACGAAAAACCCCUUCUCAGCUUAAGCUUAAGUGGCAAUUCCAACAUAUCUUCACAGAAGUCUUUCAGUCUCGGAAACUCAAUGAAUGGAGAAAAGCUUCGUAAUCAGUCUUUCGGGAGCAAAUAUGCAGAGUCUCAACAUUCUCUUAGCAAUAUAAAAGUCGAUAUUCCACUUGCCGCCGCCACCUCAGCAGAAAAUCCGCCAUCUAGCAUCUUUGGUCCGAACGGCCUUCCUCCUUUAAAGCCGCCUCCCGGAAGGAUAGUUCCUCCUAAACCGCCGCCACCUGUGGUGGCUCCUCCCCCUCCUCCUCCUCCACCUCCUCCUCCCUCUCCUCCUCCUCCUCCGCCAGUUGUGGUGGCGGCGUCUCCUCCACCGCCACCACCACCAGCUCCUGGAGCACCACCACCACCACCGCCGCCGCCGCUGAGAUCUAGUGGCGGCCCACCACUUCCCCUGCCGCCUGGACGUGGACCGCCACCACCUCCACCACCUCUAAAAGCUGGCCCACGUCCACCGCCACCUCCGCCUGGGGGCCCACGUCCACCGCCACCUCCGCCUGGGGGCCCGCGUCCGCCGCCACCUCCGCCUGGGGGCCCACGUGGGCCGCCACCUCCAAAUGGGGGGCCACCUCCGCCCCGGCCGCCGCCACCUGGGGCCGGCCCGAAACACCGGAGGAAUGUACCGCCUGCGCCAAAUCACCCGUUGAUUUCCACCGACGCUUCCAAAGCUAAGCUAAAGCCUUUCUUCUGGGACAAGGUAUUGGCCAACCCCGACAAUGCGAUGGUGUGGAACGAGAUCAAAGCCGGGUCGUUUCAACUCAAUGAAGAAAUGAUGGAAAGUCUGUUCGGAUACUUACCACCCGACCCAUCAAAAACCAGUACAAAAAUAGGCUCCCCUUCUCAAGAUUCUUCGAGAAAGUUCAUUCAAAUAAUAGAUACCAAGAAGUCACAGAAUCUUUCGAUUCUGCUCAAAGCAUUAAACGUGACUACGGAAGAAGUUUGUGACGCACUGGAAGAAGGUAACGAGCUACCUUCGGAACUUAUUCGGACAUUGUUGAAGAUGGCCCCCACUGCAGAAGAAGAGUUGAAGCUGAGGCUAUACAACGGCCUGCCUUCUAACCUGGGCCCCGCGGAGCGGUUUCUGAAAGUACUCGUGGAGAUUCCGUUCGCAUUCAAAAGAUUGGAUUCUUUGCUCUUUAUGUGCACUCUUCACGAGGAAACGUUAACGUUAAAAGAUUCCUUUAUGGUCUUGGAGGCUGCUUGCACUCAACUCCGAAAGAGCAGACUCUUCAUGAAACUUCUAGAAGCAGUCCUCAAAACAGGAAACCGAAUGAACGAUGGAACCUUCCGAGGCGGGGCCCAAGCGUUCAAGCUCGACACCCUCCUAAAACUAUCCGACGUGAAAGGAGUGGACGGCAAAACCACGCUCCUCCACUUCGUCGUCCAAGAAAUAAUCCGGUCAGAGGGGAUCCGGGCUGCCCGAGCUGCCCGAGAAAUGAGGAGCAUGUCGAGCUUCAAAUCGGACGACCUAAUCGAGGACGCCGCACAAGAUUCCGACGAGAAUUUAAGAAGCAUCGGCCUCCAAGUUGUCUCCGGUUUGAGUAGUGAGCUCGAAAACGUGAAGAAAGCCGCGAUUUUGGAUGUCGAUGGAUUGACGAGCAACGUGGCGAAAUUAGGCCACGCGCUUAUAAAGACGCGGGAUUUUUUGAAUUUCGAUAUGAAGGAUCUGGGGGAGGAGAAGGGGUUCAAAAGGGCUUUGGAGAGUUUUGUGGGGUCCGCGGAGGCGGAGGUUAUGGGGUUGCUCGAGGAGGAGAAGAGGAUUAUGAGGUUGAUGAAGAGCACGGCGGAUUAUUUCCAUGGGAAUUCGGGGAAAGACGAAGGGUUGAGAUUGUGUGUGGUUGUGAGGGAUUUUCUUGUUAUUUUGGAUAAGGUUUGUAAGGAGGUGAAGUGUGUGCCGAAGAAGGGGGGAAGUAGGAAAGAGAGUAGUACGCCGCCGGCAGUGGCGGCGGUGGUGGUGCCGCCACCACCGCCACCGGAGAAGCGGAAGGCAUCGCCGGAGAAGCGAGAGGCGUCGCCUGAGAAGAGGAAGGCGGGCCCCGCGGACCAUAGACAUCUUCUUUUUCCGGCCAUUGCCGAUAGGAGAAUGGAUAGUUCGAGUUCGAGUUCGAGUUCGGAUGAUGAUUAGUACUAGUUUUGUAUUAGUAUACACAUUGUACUGUAUUAGAAAUGUGGGAGUUUUUGGAAAUCCCAAGUUUGUAACUUCUUUGUCAUUAUUUUUAUUUUGUAUGCCUUUUGAUUAUUUAGAAUUAGGUAGUAAAUAAUGUAAAGAUCUGCUCUUUUUUUGUGACAGUGUACAGAAAUGAUGGAAUUUCGAAAUUUUCGUGACUUGUCGAUGUA
Molecule: messenger RNA, 3478 nt
Organism: Erythranthe guttata (spotted monkey flower)
Lineage: Eukaryota; Viridiplantae; Streptophyta; Magnoliopsida; Lamiales; Phrymaceae
Biological process (GO): actin cytoskeleton organization; actin nucleation
Molecular function (GO): actin filament binding
Source: RefSeq, a predicted model, not a curated record